GAAAGAAAAAAAAACAGAGGAAAAGAGAUGGCCACAGAACAGAGGAGUUGGCAAUGUUAUCCCUUUGUUUGUGUCCAUCAUCAUCAUUAUCAUCCAUGGCUUGUCACUCAUCAUUAAUCCAUGCUCCAUUGUUGUCAUCUUCGUCACACUUGUUCUGCUCUUCUUUUAUAAACCUAACCCAAUACAUCCCAAUUAUCAUAAACCCAAAUCAUAAAACCCCCCUUUUGUCAGCAGCUUCUUUUUAUUCCAAUUUCCAUCCUUUAAAACCACAACUUCAUUUUGAUCCCAUUUUAUUAUUAUACACAAGUGGUGGCGGUGGGUUUAAACCCCCUUUGGAUACUCAAACAUUUCUUGCCACAAUUAGUGUUUUGGUUGCUAUUUCACUCUCACUGUUUCUUGGUCUCAAGGGAGACCCAGUUCCUUGUGAGAAAUGUGCUGGCAAUGGUGGCACCAAAUGUGUUUUCUGUAACGAUGGGAAGAUGAAGCUGGAAACGGGAUCAGUUGAGUGUAAAGUAUGCAAGGGUGCAGGAUUGAUACUCUGCAAGAAGUGUGCAGGUUCUGGAUAUUCAAAACGCUUAUGAAUUGGCAUCCAAUUUAUACGUUUUUUCAGCAAAUAGCUGCUUCAGACCUGUACCAACGGCUCAUUCUUUUCUCUUGUUAUAUGUUUCUGUUUAGUCCUCUAAGUUUUAUACUUAGCUUUUGGAGACUUAAAAUCUGUUCUAAGUGACACCGAUGUAUAACUUUUGUAAUUGUAUAAAUGAUUCCAAAGGCUUUUAGCAA
Molecule: messenger RNA, 780 nt
Organism: Erigeron canadensis
Lineage: Eukaryota; Viridiplantae; Streptophyta; Magnoliopsida; Asterales; Asteraceae
Product: protein SPA, chloroplastic
Exons: 4
Coding region: 54-581 (175 amino acids)
Source: RefSeq, a predicted model, not a curated record